AUGGCCGGCGCGUGCGACGUUUCGUCUUACGUGAAGUCUCUACGACGACCUGGAACGAAAAGCAUCUUUAUCAGCGCUUUAUUUAAAUAAUUUACUGUAUAAAUCUUUCUAUUCCAUUUAUAAGAUAUUCAUGAACUUCACGCUAAAACUAUUUCACAUGUGAUAGAGACUGGGUGUAUGCUGCGACAUAAAUGCUUAAAUUGUUUGUAUUUGAAAGAUGUGGACCGAUUUCAAAAUUUCUUACACCUACGGGUAGCUACUUUAUACAGGGUGAGCAUAGGCUAUAAUUUACGGGUGUAAAGUCACGGGAAAAUAGCUUUUAAUAUUAUAAAGUGGAAAGAUAUUUGAUAAUUUGUCUUUUCUGCAUUAAAUAGGCUCCGAAACUAUUGGAGUAAUAUUAAAAAUUAUUUUACCUACAGGAAGCUACAUCAUACGCGGUGGACAGAAGCUUUGAUUCACUCAUAAACGGUGAUAGUAAGAAAGUUGGGAUUAGAUAAUUGUGUUGGGUACACGUGGUUUUUGUGUUCGUUUCCGGUACGGAUAGCCUUUUGUGUUGAUAUUGGUGCUCAGAUAGUAGUAAUACUCACGCUGGUGGAGUUCUUGCGGGCGGGCACGGGGGGCGGGGGGCCCCUGCCCGCGCGGGAGGGGGGCGCGGGCGGCGCCACCGCCGUGACGUCAUCGGCGCUCCUGCCAUCCACCGCCGAGGAACAACUAGCGCGCGCCUCGUCCACACUACACGACACAUUACCACUACCAUCUCCUCACAACAGAUCGCGUUGUAUUAUAUAUGCCAUCACAGCACUGUGUCGAGAGUGUCGAGGUCACCUGUGUCGUGUGGCGGCGGAGUGUGCGGACAUCACAGCACUGUGUCGAGAGUGUCGAGGUCACCUGUGUCGUGUGGUGGCGGAGUGUGGCGGAGUGUGCGGACAUCACAGCACUGUAUCGAGAGUGUCGAGGUCACCUGUGUCGUGUGGUGGCGGAGUGUGGCGGAGUGUGCGGACAUCACAGCACUGUGUCGAGAGUGUCGAGGUCACCUGUGUCGUGUGGUGGCGGAGUGUGGCGGAGUGUGCGGACAUCACAGCACUGUGUCGAGAGUGUCGAGGUCACCUGUGUCGUGUGGUGGCGGAGUGUGGCGGAGUGUGCGGACAUCACAGCACUGUGUCGAGAGUGUCGAGGUCACCUGUGUCGUGUGGUGGCGGAGUGUGGCGGAGUGUGCGGACAUCACAGCACUGUGUCGAGAGUGUCGAGGUCACCUGUGUCGUGUGGUGGCGGAGUGUGGCGGAGUGUGCGGACAUCACAGCACUGUGUCGAGAGUGUCGAGGUCACCUGUGUCGUGUGGUGGCGGAGUGUGGCGGAGUGUGCGGACAUCACAGCACUGUGUCCAGAGUGUCGAGGUCACCUGUGUCGUGUGGUGGCGGAGUGUGGCGGAGUGUGCGGACAUCACAGCACUGUGUCCAGAGUGUCGAGGUCACCUGUGUCGUGUGGUGGCGGAGUGUGGCGGAGUGUGCGGACAUCACAGCACUGUGUCCAGAGUGUCGUCACAGCGCGGUGUCGAGUGUCGAGGUCACCUGUGUCGUGUGGUGGCGGAGUGUGGCGGAGUGUGCGGACAUCACAGCACUGUGUCCAGAGUGUCGAGGUCACCUGUGUCGUGUGGUGGCGGAGUGUGGCGGAGUGUGCGGACAUCACAGCACUGUGUCCAGAGUGUCGAGGUCACCUGUGUCGUGUGGUGGCGGAGUGUGGCGGAGUGUGCGGACAUCACAGCACUGUGUCCAGAGUGUCGAGGUCACCUGUGUCGUGUGGUGGCGGAGUGUGGCGGAGUGUGCGGACAUCACAGCACUGUGUCCAGAGUGUCGAGGUCACCUGUGUCGUGUGGUGGCGGAGUGUGGCGGAGUGUGCGGACAUCACAGCACUGUGUCCAGAGUGUCGAGGUCACCUGUGUCGUGUGGUGGCGGAGUGUGGCGGAGUGUGCGGACAUCACAGCACUGUGUCCAGAGUGUCGAGGUCACCUGUGUCGUGUGGUGGCGGAGUGUGGCGGAGUGUGCGGACAUCACAGCACUGUGUCCAGAGUGUCGAGGUCACCUGUGUCGUGUGGUGGCGGAGUGUGGCGGAGUGUGCGGACAUCACAGCACUGUGUCCAGAGUGUCGAGGGAGCGCACGAGGGCGGGGUCGCGCAGGCACCACCGCGACAGCUCCUCCAGCGUCACCACGCCGUCAGAGUUUGUGUCGAUCAACUGCAAAUACAUUAAGCCGCAUAUACAUUACAAAACACAAAUAUGCAGCUUGACAUUAGUUUCAUUUUAUUAAUUUAGCAAACAGUGUCACGUGUAGACAUUCACUUCCUUUAUGCACGUGUUAGUUUCACAAUACUCUAGUAGUUUCAUGUGAUGCGUAAAACUUUGAUGGCAGACAAUUUCAGUGGGCUCAUUUCAUUAAUCUAUAAAAAUAUAAGUAUUGCUCUUCAGAUGACUCACAUGGAAUAUCCUAUCGACGUGA
Diatraea saccharalis (sugarcane borer) is the source of this 2493-nucleotide messenger RNA. The record is from the annotation of a GenBank genome assembly. NCBI's taxonomy places the organism in Eukaryota, Metazoa, Arthropoda, Insecta, Lepidoptera, Crambidae.